AUAUUUUUCUAUUUCCAGAACUUUAUUAAAUUCGUUUGACAUGGGAAAAAUGUCUUUAAAUGAAGUUAUUUUCUAUGAAAAGUGUUAUACCUUGAAAAACUACUUUAUGUACAUUUUUCAGUGACGCGCAAUCAUUAAGAUAAAGUAUGAGAUAAAAUUUUGAUAAUGUUAACUACAGCAUAUCUGUUCUUCCCAAUCUCUCUCCGGGCGAAUUUGCAGUGCCGGGUACUCUCUAUUUCUCCGGCGAACUUCACGAUCUCCCUGCAAAAAAAAUUAGCAGAAAUGGAAUGAUGUUUGAAUGUCUGACAAUUGUUAAUACUGCACGGAAAUUGGAUAAAAGUACAGAACUACUUUAUUUGAUAGCUACCUAGCUAGCUAAGUCAAAGCAUUGCAAGUGUUACUUAUUCUGGUAAAAUGCUUUCUUAAAUCGUCUAAAUUACAAAGUGUUUCUACUUCAGAUCACAAAUCACAACUGAGUUUUUUUUAUUGCUAUACUCUGAAUAAUAGAAGAGUUAUUAGCCGUUCUGAUCAUCCUUUCAGUCUUCUCACAACAAGAGGGACAAGAUUUUAGAUCAGUGGGUUCAGUUCUGACUCGAUCUGGUGAAUACGAGUUAAUUUGGUCUAGACUUCAUCAAUUUUCGACUUGCUCCAUGGACAUAUCCCGUUCCCAUUUUUCUCAGCGCGAACACAAUGAUGAAAAUGAAUACAAGAAAGAUGAUCAAAAUGACAGUGAUAUGCUCUCAAGCUUUCCCAAAGAAAAUGGUUGGAUGGUUAAACAUCUUUACCAAUACGAGUCCUUUUGGUUUAGUCCAGCAGCUAUUAGAGGUAUUAAGAGGGUGCAAGAAUGCUUCAAUGCUCAACCCACAGAUUUUUUUCUAGCUACUUUCCCAAAAGCAGGAACAACAUGGUUCAAGGCCCUUAUUUUCUCCAUCACGAAUCGUGCUCGAUUCGAUUUCUCCUCUCACCCUUUGCUUGCCAAGAGUCCCCAUGAUUGCAUUCCCUUCGUGGAAUCCAUCAUACAAGAUGAAACUUCCUACCGAGAUUACCAAAUUUCGUGUUCGCCAUGUUGCCUUUUCGCAACCCACAUUCCUUACUCUUUGUUACCAGCAUCUGUAGUUUCGUCUGGUUGCAAAAUUGUGUAUGUUUUUCGCGAUACUAAAGAUGUUUUUGUUUCAACUUGGCAUUAUAUGAUAAAAAUAAGACCCAAAGAACUACCAUCUUUUCCGAUUGAAGAUGCCUUUGAUCUGUUUUGCAAAGGUGUCUCACAUUGUGGACCCUUUUGGGAUCAUGUCUUGGAUUAUUGGAAGGCAAGCAUGGAAAAUCCGAACAAGAUACUUUUCAUAAUGUACGAGGACAUGAAGAAAGAUCCCAUUCUCUGUCUUACCAAAUUGGCUAAGUUCUUGGAUAGGCCUUUUACCUUGGAAGAAGAGAGAGAAGGGGCUGUGCAGGAGAUUGCAAGGCUUUGUGGAUUUGAGAGUUUGAGUAGUUUAAAAGUAAACCAGACCGGAGUGAUGCAUUUCAAUUCAAUUGUAGUUGAGAACCGGCAUUUCUUGAGGAAAGGUCAAGUUGGAGAUUGGAAAAACCAUCUGACGCUAGAGAUGGCCCAACUGUUGGAUGAAAUCACUAGGCAGAAAUUUGCUGGGACUAGCUUGAUAGAAACUUUGUUUGUCGAUACAAUACCCUCUACUGUCGAGGCAUAAGUUAGUGCUCUAAGCUAAGUACCAACUACCAAGGGAUAAAUCGCUAGUCAAACAGUAUAAACAGCAAUCAAAUGACAUUAUGAUUUGCUCCAGGGUUGUAAGAAAUAAAUACUUGCUUCACUGCCAUUCUUUAAAUUCUUAGCCUUUUUUAAUAUGCAAAUGUAAUUGUUCUGGUGUUGGUGCAAUUGUAAAGUGAUUUUAUUCCAUUAAACUUUCAUUCCGUAAAGAAUGAUUUCGUACAUAUUAAUAGCAGUGAAAACAAUGAGUGGCUUGACACCCUAA
Nicotiana tabacum (common tobacco) is the source of this 1982-nucleotide messenger RNA. Lineage: Eukaryota; Viridiplantae; Streptophyta; Magnoliopsida; Solanales; Solanaceae. The record is from RefSeq and is a predicted model, not a curated record.